Messenger RNA from Onthophagus taurus, 897 nucleotides. Lineage: Eukaryota; Metazoa; Arthropoda; Insecta; Coleoptera; Scarabaeidae. The record is from RefSeq and is a predicted model, not a curated record.
AUGAAGAACUUAGCAAGAAGCUAUGUGUGGUGGAAAGGGAUAGAUAAGGAUAUUGAAGGUUUAGUAAAAUGUUGUUUAUAUAAGAAUAAUCCAAGCAAACAAACACCAUAUCAUCCUUGGGAGUAUCCAACUCAGCCGUGGCAGUGUAUUCAUGUUGAUUACGCGGGUCCGUUCCAGGAAAGGUUGUUGCGUGAAACAUUUGCACGAUUUGGCAUUCCAACAACUUUAGUGAGUGAUAACGGAACCUGUUUUACAUCUCAAGAAUUUCAGAAGUUUUUACAACUUAAUGGAGUCAAACACAAACUUACAGCACCUUAUCAUCCGGCUACGAAUGGCCAAGCUGAAAGAUUCGUACAAACUGUCAAACAAGGAUUAAGAACUAUGUCAGGUGAAGGAGACUUAUCUGUAAGGUUGACACGUUUGUUAAUGCAAUACAGGCGAAUUCCACAUUCCGAAACGGGACAAUCACCGGCGGAGUUGUUAUUUAAGAAUCAUUACCGAACCAGGUUGGACUUGGUGAGAAGAGACCUUCCUGCAGAAAAAAAUGAUAGAAUUCCUGAUGGAACUUCGAGAGAUUUCCAAGUAGGUGACUAUGUACAGGCGAGAUUUUAUGCUAACAAAGAUGAGAAGUGGAAGUUCGGAGAGGUAUCGCAAAAACAUGGAAAACUACACUAUGAGGUCAAUAUCGAGGGACAGUCGCACCGACGACAUCAGGACCAACUGACAAGUUGUGGAAAAACCAAUGACGAAACUGAGCCGACUGUUGAAGAAACGCCAAAACCAGAAAAUACAGAGAAAAGUGAUUCAGAUCCAAUUCCGGAAGUGAUACAACAGAAUGUUCCAGGAAUAAGGAAAUCAUCUAGAAUUAGGAAACCUCCAAAUAAGUUAAAUCUUUGA